GCAGUGCAAGGGUUAAUGGCUUUUCCUAUUACAGGUUUGCUGUCUGGGUUGAAACCAAGGGCGCAUCGCUGGGCUGUUCAGAGCCUGGUUCUCAAUCCCGUAAUGCUCAUCCUCAUCCUCGUCCUCCUCAUCGCCCUCAUCGCCGUGUCAGCAAAGAAACUUGAGCCGUCUCCAGCUGGUGCUGCCUCCCCAGUGGCUGCCUGCCCAGACAGCUGGAUCGGGCACCUGGGGAAGUGUUACUAUUUCUCACAGGCUGAAGGGAACUGGACCUACAGCCAGAGCCACUGCUCUGCCCUCGGUGCCUCCCUGGCGGCGAUUGACACCCAGCAGGAAAUGGAUUUCCUGAUGCGCCAUAAAGGACCCUGUGACCACUGGAUCGGCCUCCAAAGGGAACCGGGCCAACCAUGGAGAUGGACCAGUGGGAGUGAAUUCAACAACUGGUUUACAAUAGCGGGAGGAGGACCAUGUGCUUUUGCAAACCACGAUGGUAUUUCCAGUUCAGGCUGCUCCAUAGAGGGACGCUGGAUCUGCAGCAAAGCAGCGGAGAAACCAGCAGGCAGAGCAAAGUGACUGACCCUGGAUGCGUCGGGCCUUGUCCUGUCAGUGGGGCUGGCCCAGCUGCCUCAGCGCGUGGGGAACUGGACGGGGCUGGCGAAGGGGGACAGCCCAGCAGCAAGGAAGAGAGUCGCUCGCUGAAGGACAUCAGGUAGCUCCUCCCCUUGGAGCCUCUGGCCCCCAUUGGCCAUUGGGGCACUGGGGUGAGGGUGCGGAUUGGCCGGCAGCCCCCAGCUCACUCUGGCACAGAGACAGGAACCUUCUGACUUGGAAAUCAGCAGGGGAGCAGCCAAGCUGCUGUGUCCCUCCUGUCAGGGGCCCAGGGCAGGAGCCUGGCCCGGGCUGUGGCUAGAGGCCAAUGUACCGGCUGGGGCCUUCACGAGGUGCUUCAGCCCCUGCAGCCAUGGGGCCUUCGGGAGGGGCUGUGACCCCUGCAGCCUGGGGCGAAGGGGCCGGUGUGACCCCUGCAGCCAUGGGGCGAGGACGCAUGAACUCUGCUGUACAGCGAGAAGGGCUGUUGUGCAGGCCCUGCUGAGCACUGUGGGAUCGUGAAGAGACGCCG
Molecule: messenger RNA, 1117 nt
Organism: Mauremys reevesii (Reeves's turtle)
Lineage: Eukaryota; Metazoa; Chordata; Testudines; Geoemydidae
Product: C-type lectin domain family 2 member D-like
Exons: 4
Coding region: 16-570 (184 amino acids)
Source: RefSeq, a predicted model, not a curated record